This is a messenger RNA of Pichia membranifaciens NRRL Y-2026, 1254 nucleotides long. RefSeq lists its product as hypothetical. Gene Ontology annotation, molecular function: aldehyde dehydrogenase (NAD+) activity. The annotation marks the transcript as partial. The transcript has a single exon. The record is from RefSeq and is a predicted model, not a curated record. NCBI's taxonomy places the organism in Eukaryota, Fungi, Ascomycota, Pichiomycetes, Pichiales, Pichiaceae. Gene Ontology annotation, cellular component: cytoplasm. Gene Ontology annotation, biological process: aldehyde metabolic process.
GAGCCAAUUGCGAAUGCUGUAAAGAAAGAUUUUAACAAACCCAGAAUGGAGGUUUACCUUACCGAGUUCGGCCAAGCUGUUGCUGAACUAAACAAUGUACUUGCGAAUCUGGAUUCUGUUCUCAAGCCAACCUCACCAUCUUCGCUUCCAAUAAACUUCUCAACUUUAACCAUACAGAUUGAAAAAAUUGCCUUAGGUACAGUCUUGAUUAUCUCACCAUUCAAUUAUCCACUGAUUCUUGCAAUUUCACCAUUAAUUGGAGCAAUCGCUGGAGGCAACAAUGUUAUUUUGAAGUUGCCAUUUGAUCAGCUACCAAAUUUCUCCACGGUUAUGAAAAAUGUAAUUGAAGCCGCUUUACCGAAAGAUCAAGUCGCUGUUGUCAAUGGGGGAAUUCCUGAGUCUGAGUAUCUUUUGAAUGAGUGCAAGUUUGAUAAAAUUUUCUUCACAGGCUCUACAAAUGUGGGAAAAAUAGUUUAUGAAGCAGCAAGUAAGAACUUGACCCCAGUCGUUCUUGAACUGGGUGGUAAGUCCCCUGCAUUUGUGACGAACAACGUUGAUAAGAAGUCAAUCAGAACUUUAUUGGAUCGCUUACUAUGGGGUAAAUUCACGAAUUCAGGACAGACCUGUGUUGCUCCAGACUAUUUACUAGUUGAAGAUUCAGUUUACGACGAUGUACUUGAAACAUUAUUGCAGAGCUAUCAAUCUACAUAUGCUGAGCUUGAUGAAACUUCCGACUUUACUCACAUCAUUAACAAAAAAGGUUUUCUCAGGUUGGAUGGUUUAAUCAAACAAACUAGGGGUAAGGUCAUAGCUGGUGGAAAGACAUUUGCAGGAUCUCUGUUUAUUGAGCCAACAGUUGUAGCAGACGUUUCGUGGGACGAUCCUUUGAUGUCAAACGAGAUUUUUGGUCCUAUCCUUCCAAUUAUGAGAUACAGUGGCUCGUUUCAGAAAAUAGUGCAGAAAGUCGCUACAACUCACGAUUGUCCAUUGACUGCUUAUUUGUUCUCCUUUUCGGAUCAGGAUUUGGUAACCCUGAAAAAGUACUUAAGAUCCGGCUCAAUUUCAGUGAAUGAAACCUUAAUGUCUGCUGGCUGCUUCAUUUCACCUUUUGGUGGAAUCGGUAGCAGUGGCUUUGGUAACUAUCAUUCCAAAUGGACCGUAGACAGUUUUACCCACGAAAGAGCAGUCCUCAAGCAACCAUUAUGGGCCGAAAUCCUUUUGAAAGCGAGAUAUUUUCCUUACACCCAAGCUAAC